This is a messenger RNA of Caenorhabditis angaria, 15117 nucleotides long. The record is from the annotation of a GenBank genome assembly. Lineage: Eukaryota; Metazoa; Nematoda; Chromadorea; Rhabditida; Rhabditidae.
AUGCAUCAACAACAUCCACAUCCACAUUUUCAACAUCCGCAACAUAAUAAUCAUCAACAAUUUCAACCGCGCCGAUCGAUAUCUACAGUAACUAGACCGAAUCGAGAAGUUAAUCAAUUUUAUCAACAUAAUUUUCCACAUAAAGUAAGUUCAAUUUUUGAUUGGGUUGAGAAUAACUUUUAAGUGAUUUAUGGAAAUUUCUGAUUAAUUUUACGGACUUUUGUUGACGUUGAAACUAAUAGAGAAAAUCAAGAUUGGUUUCAAUUAACCUGGCUCGAUUUCUGAGGGUUUUCAAAUUUAAUUUCAUUUAAAAAACUAUGAACUUCUGAAUUUGUCCAGAUUGACAAUUUUCAAACAAAUCCCUGAUCCAAUUCAAAACUCCCAAACCCAGUUGGCCCGAUUUCAGGAAUCUUUCUGAAAUUUGAAAUUUGUGAACCUGACUAUACUUUUCAACAUCAGCUCCAAAAUUGUGACAUUUUUGAUUUAUUCUUCCGCUUUUUUUCGCUCAUAAAUUUCCCAGCUUUUUUUUGUCCGCCAAAAAUAAUGUAAACAAUUAAAAGUACGAAAGAAAAUUUUCGAAAAUAUUUUUGGGAACCAAUCACUUGUAGUACUUACAGAAAACAAGAAAAUAACAUGAAUUCUUGUUAAAAUAUUUUCUUGGGUGAAUACAAAUACGUAAUUUUUGUUUUCGAUCACCAUAAACCAAUAGUGCAAUUCUCUGGAGUUGUUUAUACGUUCUGUUCUGAUCUUUUCCUCUCUCUGUACUCUUCUCAUUUUUCUCAACAGCGAAAAAAAAUGAAAACCCUCGGGGGUUUUCCUUCGUUCAGCAGUUUUGUGACGCAAAACAAAUCUUAUGGUGGACUUAUUUACAUUGUGUUCUUUUUUUUCAGUAUCAAAACGGGAAUGCUGAAAUCGCGGCAGCGACGGAAAUGUCAAAUCGUCCAUCAAUCAUGUCAGGACAAUCGAAUUUGUCGAAUCAGAUUCAGGUUAGAGAUUUUUGUUUCAGACAGGGUCUUAACAUUUUGGCCGUGUUUCUCAAAAAUGAUUUACUAGCAUACACAGCUUAAGGGCGUCCGGUCCGCGGCGGACCUGUGACAGACCCGUAAAACACCCGUGGGCAAAACACCUGUGACAGGUCUGAGACGUGUCGAUUUUGACCUGUAGCCCCACCUGUGAAUGACCCGUAAAAGACCUUUUUUCUACUUUUCGGUUGACCAAUUACAAUUUUUUGAAUCAAUAAAAAUUUAUUAGAAAAUAAAAAAAAAAUCAGAAAAACUUAUUUUUCAUGGUCUUUCCGAUGCAUCUCUUUGAUUUGCGGGGAAGUUGGGUGCGGUGGCAGUUGGAGUAGGUUUUGUCAUUUAAUAGUAAAGGCGAUAUGGUGCAAUUCCUUGAAUUCACAAUUCUUGGUGAGACCAAUCUGUCGCUCAUUUCGUCGUGAGAGAAGACUGUGUCAGCUGGAAGUUGCUUCUCGAAGUGCUCACAAGAAAAGUCCAUCUUUUGGGCAAAGGUUCCUCUGUUGAUUUGAAUUUAGACUGAAUCAGUCUUCUUUUGACGGCGGUUGAGGAACUUCAUCUGAAAAUAAAGAACCAUUAGAAUCUGACUUUCUUAUUUAAGUUAUCAAACCUGCGUGUGAUCAGUGACAUGGAUAAACGAUGCUUUUGAGCUUGUUGAAGUCGGAUUCGAUGAGUUUCUUUCCAUCUUGAUCUUGCCAUUCUAACACAGUUAUUAAUAUCCUUGCUUUUGAGGCAGUCUAUAAAUUUAUAUUACGAUUACGUACAUUAGUAAAUUAUAAGUUGUGACGAAUUCAAGAAUCAAGAAACGGCAUGUCAUCAAAAUUUUCAACUCUAACAGGGAACUUCCGAGAAUAAUUUAUUAAAAUUAGCUAGAAUUGAGUGAAACUGCGAAAUAUAUUCGUUCUACUAUUUGAAAAUCGAAAAAUCAACGAAAAUGAAAAAUUAUAUUUCCAGGUCUAAAUUCCUGUUUUAUGAAUAAAUUUUCAAGUUCUAAAGAAAUUUGCUGCUUGCUCCUAGGUGGGCAACAUGGUUUAUACAUGUUUCGCAGCUUCAAACACUUAAUUUCUCGAUAAAACGUGGAAAACACAAAAAAAACGAAAAAAAAGAAAAAAAUCCGCGGUGUGCAUUUCGUCCGAGAGAAGUACACACACACAUAUCGCUGCAGGACCUUUUCAUUUAAUUGCAUGCGCCUUUAAUUUUUUACCCUUUAAAACCAUUUUGGUGGUAAAUGGUAAAUACCAUUCGACGCAGAAUUUCGAGCUGAACAAAAUGAUUAUAAAUUCAUCUUGUGUUUUGACCGAUUUUCAAUUUUUAGGUUUUUGGUCGAUUUUAUUUUAUUUUGCUGAACUUCACUCAGCCACAUCAUAAAGAGUUUUCGACCCCGCUGAACAUUUCUGAUCAAAACGUCGACAUCCUAAAUAAUGAGCCGGAAAUCGGAAAUUUUCGAAAGAUAAAUAUUUUUUGGAAGCCUACAACUUAUGUUAGAAAAUUGCUUAGCAGCUCUGAGAAUCGGUCAGCAAAAGUGGAAACGGGUUCUUUCUCAGAGUUGAAAACUAUCAAGUGAUUGAUCUCUCAUUGAAAAUGUCUCAGUGAACACACUCUUCCCUGUCGCACUGGUCCACGAUUCUUCUGAUUUUUUUUUCAUUUUUUCAGUUAUUGGUCAAAAAUGAAUCAACUUUCCUACGGGUCAUUCACAGGUCAUUCACGGGUCAUUUCACAAAUUAUUCCCUCAACUUGAAAAACUACCCACAAAAGACCUGUAGAAGACUUUUCAAAAUACUUGUAGAAGACCCGUAAAUCACCUGUACAAGGGAAAAACACAAAGUAUCUGUAAACGACCUGUGAACCACCUGUGGUUGACCCACGGAAGACUCGUAAAACACCUUUGAAUCUUGUCGGUCGGUUACAGGUCUUUCGCGGAUCGGACGCCCUUAAGCUGUGUAAGUGUCUCAAAUAACCGAGUCUAGAUCUGAUUGUGCAGGACCCACGUCUAUAUGUUCACUCUAACAAGGCGCCGAGCUUUUGAAAGUUGCAGUGUCAAGUAGGAAACUCUAGAAAUCCUAGUCGUCAAGUAGCCGGGCCUAAAGAGAAGGCUCACCCAGAAAUGCAUUUUUCUUCUUGAAAUUGUACUCUGGUUCGGCUAGCCAAAGUGUGUAAAGAUUGAUCACUUUUUGUCUAUAGUUUGAAUUUGAUCCUCAAGAAAAAUAAACAAAUUGGCUAGUUUUUUUUCGGGAAGAAGAAGUUCAACACACAUUUUUUGUUCUUUUGAUGAGGACGAAAAAAAGAAAGUAUCAUCAUUGUCAUAAAAGUUUAAUUAAGAGGGGUCAAAGAAUGUUUCUUUUUUUGCAGCACAAAGAUACAUUGUCGUUCGAUCCAAUUCGAUUUUCUCCACCAAAUGUCACCCCGCCACCAUCUUUUCCAACAUCAACAAUGCAACAGGUGAAUUGAGUUUAUGUAAUCUGAGCACUGUUUUUUUCUUGCCGCUGCUUCAGAAUCAUACAUAAAUAGAAGUUUAUUUAUAAAUAUUUUUCAGCAGCAGCAAGAAAUGUUGAUGACACCAUCGACAUCUGCAAGAAACCGUGUGAGAUUUGAUGAUUUACCAAACUAUCCACAACCCAAUUACAAUCAUAUUCCACCAAGGAAGUGUAGUUUGGCUCCCAAUUUUUUCUCAGCCAAUCAAUCGCAUCACAUGUAUCCAGAUCAAUAUGUGAGUUUUAUCAAGGAGCUGGGGAAAUUGGCUGAAAAUUCCGAGCCCACAUAACUUCUCAAAAACAUACUACUUUUCUCUUCAACUUCCGGGUGUGAAUAUGACAUUUUCAAAGUUUUUCGUGUCAAAAAUAGAAUAUGUUUAGAUUCUGACUGAAAAUCUAUUAGACAGGGCUUAAUUAUCUCAAAGUACAAAUACGUUAUUAAAAUAAGAACUACAAUUGUCAAUUAUCAAAACAGGUCUUGUCUCAAAAAUUUUUUAAAAAAUGAGGGUUCCAAAUUUUCGGAAACGUGAACGUGAACUUUGGAAUUUCCAACUUGGAACAUUUGUCAUUUGUUAUUUCCAAAAAAAACUAUCAGAACCUCUUGUGAUGUUUUUGUUUUCAAAUUGGGUACAAUUUUCUUGAAAGUGAGUUUUUUAGUCAACAUUCACGAAAGUGUUUUGUAAAGUUUCCCACACGAAGAAAAAAUAUUGAAGGAGCAGGUGCAAAAGUCAAUUUUUCUUGAGAUUGGUUAAAGGCGGCCGAAUCGACAGAGUUUUUUCUUGAAUGUUUCGAGAAAGUUACGUGGAAAAAUGUUGUGAUUUUGAUUGCUAAAACACUUUAGUGAUACAGUAACAUGAGAAAUGUGGUUUUAUAUAGAACAUUUUUGUUAUUCGCCACGUCAUCUUUUUUUGGAAGUGAAUUCAACUGAAUUUCAAUCAAAAAUAGAUAGAAAAAUUGCGUGAAUUGUGCCUGAUGAGAUUUUUGGAAUUUUUUGUGAGCCUUCGAGUUCUUAUAUCUACAAAUCAAGUUUUCAACUCAAACGCCAGCAGAAAAAUUAAAUUCAGAUUCAGGCACAUUUUUGGAGUUAUUGGUUUGAUUUCUGAAACGAAUUUUCCCAACUGAAAUUUGCAAUUCUUCCAAUAAAAAAUCGAAACACUCAUAUUCCACACAAUUUUAGUUUUUUGAACAUUUCUCAUUUAGUCGGGCUCACUUUUCAUGCUCGUAGAGCUCUUGACAGCUGAAAUUUCUCAUAUAUAUUUGAUCAGUUUAACCCUCUGAAAAUAUUCAGAUUAUAAUAUGGUAGGUUGGAGGGAGAUCUGAAAAUGUCGCUGAAUUUUUAAAUGACAUUUUAUUAGUUGAAUAUUUUCAGACUCCACGAACCUGGCAAACAAACGAAUUCAUGUCUCAAAAUCAUCACCAAUCUCAAUAUGGAAAUCAAAAUUGGAUGAUGAAUAAUGGACAGGUUAGAGAAUCUAGAUUUUUCAAAAUUUUUUGUUUUGUUAUUUUUUUUUGGUUUAGUUUUGAAUUUCAAAAAAAAACCCGAGACCAAUUAUUUUCAGCAACAACAUCAAAAUAACAAUUUUCGUCGAAAUCAGGUUCAGAUCAAAGUCGAAACAAUUGGAGAAGAAUCGUGAGUUCCUUUUUAUAUUUUCUGGGUCCCUUGAAAAACUUCAAACAUCAUCCAGCCUUGUUAUUGCUGUUCCAAAGAUAACAACUGCAGAAAUGUCACGUUUUUUUUGUUUUUCAAAAAAAAAAAAUAACAUAAAAUUCGACCGACCGUAAGUCAAUAGUAAUUUUUCUCUAAAUAUUUUUCAAUUGGAACCUUGUAAAAGUUUUGUUUUGUCAGGAAAUGGCCCAAUAAAAAUUCCAUAGAAAAAGUGCACUAUUUUUAGUAAAACCUGAAAACAUAAAUUCGAAUUUACCCUGUUAUUUUUUUCAACACAACCAACCCAUUCACACACAUUUCGUUCCAAUUUUAUUUGUUUUGAUUUUUUCGCCUUUCGUGUUUUCUCUUCGUCUCUAACUCUCUCAACAACUCUGAAAAUCAAAAAAGAAAAAAACGAGUCACUUUUCGGGCUGAAAAAGAAAAACAUUUUUGUUUCCCGAUUUUUUUUCGGUUGUUUUGUUGUUUUUUUCUUUCCCCGAUGUGUGUUGUUUUUUUGUGUGAGUGAUUGUUAGGAAGAUCAAAAAAACAAUGUGACCCAACCAGUGAGAGAAACGAGACGCAGAUAUUUUUGUGCGCGAACAAAAAUAGAAUCCAAAACCGAAAAACUUACCGCAAAGUCUAAACCAAAUUAACAGAUUCCCACUACGACCAUUCUUUGUUUUGUUAUUCACAAAAGUACAAUGUCUAUCUAUCACGGUUUUCUAAUUUCCGCUGAUAAUUUGAGCUCGAACAACAAAGCAAUGGAACAUUCAGUAGAUUUUUCUUUCAGAAGCUAUCAACUUCAAAAUCAACAGCAACAGCAACAUCAAUCUAACGAUUUUAUGGAUAUGACGAGUGCAACACCUUCAGGAAUGUUAUCACCAAUUAAGGUGGGUUUAACAACAACGUGGCACCUUCGAGGCUUCCACAUGACAAAUUAAAAAAAUUCAAACUAUUUUGGACUUUUCGGUGAAUCUUACCCCGAUCGAAAAUUAGAAAUUGUCAAAACGUGAUUUUCCAAACUUCUAUAGAUAGCUUGCGAGCUCAGAUUAGCGCAAUUUUCAAACUCAUUGCAUUGAAAUUUUAAUCCUCAAAACAAAAAUUUGCCAAUUUUUUUCCUCUCAAAGUAUAUAAAUAUCUUCCCAAAUAACAACAUGGACUUGUAGUAUUACUGUAACUGUUGUUCUUUGAUAGAACCAAUUUUUUUGGCUGCGAUCUUUGUUUUUUCUCGCUCUUCUUCAAAUUAUCGAAUGCUUUUUCACAUAUUCUUUGUAGCCUUCAUUUAACUUUUAGAUUGAAUUAGAUUCAAUUUUGGCCCGCUUUCCAACCGCUUCGCACGCAAACAUUAUAUAAAUAUUGAAUUAUAUUUUUAUAUUUCUUCAGAUGGAAAUCGAUCAUCAUAAUAAUAUGUCAAGUUCCAAUUCACCAUAUCUUCUGUCAACAACAUCGCAACUUCAAACUCCUGAACAAAAACGAUCUCAUCCAAAUGUUCCAACCCGCAAAGCAUCUUUGAUGGCAUUAAAAAGGUUAGUUCAGGGUUUCAUGUUACUUUAUAUGUUUAUGUGAUAUUAUUUCAUCCACCGGGCGAAAAACAGGUGAAUUUUAAGAAUGAUUUCGUAAAGCAAAAACUGUUUGAAAAAAAUGUAUAAAGGGUGCCUGAUUUUGUUUCAUCUGUCGAGUCUCGUGACCACCCAGGAACUUGUUUCACAUUCACAUUUAGGGAAAUUUUUACACUUUGCAGGGAGAGAAAUCGAUAGGCAAUUCGAUAAAAACUUUCUAGAAAUUGAUAGGAACUUUGAAAGGGCAAAAAGACGAUUAAUAAGGAAUUAGGGCUAAAAAUAAAAUAAAGUAAAAAAGAUUUAGCAGAGCACUUUUUGACUGCAGAAAACAAAGUCAGGUAUAUUCGGCUAAGAAUUCUGGGAAUUUAUUUACGGGUUUUCAUUAUUUGGAAUCUAUUGUCAAUCACUGAAUUAUUACAGUAUACUUUGUCGGCUCUUUUGAUAUUUCUGCUUUUAGGCCAUAUUCACUUCAGGGAUUCUUCCAAGAGUCGAAGUUACUUUUAAAAAAUUUCGGUGAAGAUCAACGAGUUUCCGAAAAGUUAUCACGAAAUCUCUGAAAAUUUUGCACUUUCACUGAUAUUUCUAUCACGCCAUGCAUGUUUUUAUUUUCUGUUUCUGGAAUGUAGAUUUUUGAAUUAUGAAUUAAAGGGACUUUCAUCUGGAGAUGGCUCACAAUGAUCAAAGUUUAUUCAAAUUGUUGUUUUUCCCAUAACCGUAACCUUGUGUUGCGUAUUUCUGUUCCAUUUCAAACCACAACACAACCCAACAAUUGUAUAUUUUCGAUCAUUCAAACACAAUGUCUCACGCGUAUUGUCACCCUUUUUUUUGACAUUUUUUUGCAUCUGGUUAGUAUUUCAAUCAUCAAAAAUCAUUGCAUUUUUCUCUUCUCCGGGAAUACUUCUUGCUUGUGGCUGCUGCUGCUGCUGCUGCGUGUUGUUUUGAUUGUGUUGUGUCUCAUUGCUUCCCGUACUCUCUCCAUCACUGUUUUCCUAGUUCUUUUUUCUCAUCAUCAUCAUGUGACUUCGUUUUUCGACCUCCUUUCAUCUCCUCAAACAAAAACUGGCAAUCGUCCAAAAAGUCGCCGAACAAGAAGAAGAAGAAGAAGAAUGUGUACUUUUAUAUAUUGCAAAUGCUGGCGGCGACGCCGCGACACAAACAACCAAAAAAAAAAUGAAUCGCAGCCAUCGCCACUUUAUCUAAACAGUUUUUUUUGAUGUCGAAUGCAUUUUUGCACGUAAAUUGUGUUGCGAUUCGAUUCGCAAGGUUGUUCAUUUGAUUUUUUUAUUCGAACAUCAAUUUUUUUUAAAUUGAAAUUAUUUUGGGAAUGGUUACAGUAGGACCUCAAAUUCAUAUGGAUGUAGAUCUUCAAAAUUCUUUGAUUGAAACAUCUGAAAAUGUUAAUUUUAGAAUUUCAAGAUCUUCCACAGUUUUUUAAAAAUGUUUAAUGGUGAAUCAAAAACAUUUUUUUUCUGAAUUUUGCAGAUAAACUUCGUCAAUUCUUAUUUAAAAGAUUCAGCAAUUUUUUCGAAUAGAAAUAAAACUCAGUGAACUUCCUAAGAAAGUUUAAAGGAUCUUCCGCCUCUCCUUUUUUGAUAUUAUCUUCACUUUUGUCUAGUCUAGAUCUACAGUUUUGUAAGAUCACUUUCCUUUCGCUGUCCUUCCUCCCUCCCUCCCUCACUCCCUCAAUUUGUUUCAAGCCAACGACAAAAUUUUAUUUGCUGCCGUGUGUGUCAGCAGGCAGAUUAAACCAGAUACAUCUGGCACACAUUUUUUUGCCAGUGUUUCGAUUUUUGUUGUUGUUGCAACAUUCAACGCCACCACUAAUCCUUCGUUGAUUAGAGUGCAGAAUCACUAUCUCAUGUUGAUGACCUUGUCCUUCCCCAAUUUUAUUUCCAAAAAAGUACAUCGUUGUUUUGCAACAUGUUUUUAGUGAUACAGAAAUGAAUGUAUUUCUGUCGUUUUGUUGUUUGCCAUAAAAAUGAAAUACGUGCGAUUGGAAAUUUGAACAAAAUUGAAUUGUUAUUCCCACAAUUAAACAUUUUGUUAUUUUUCCCGACACAAAGAUCGUUUGAGGAAUUUAGAAUUUGAAGAAAAUAAUAUUUUUGCCUGGAGAAUGAAGAGAAGGGAAAAAUCUUUUUGACCCUUUCAGAAAAAAUCCAUCUACUUUUUUCCAUUAAUAAAAUGAAUGUGUCUGAAAAUAUCAUUCAUUCAUUCUGUCAUUCCAAUCAAUGUUUUCCCUUGUCUAAUAUCAAUUAGAUAGAUAGAUUUUUUUCCUGUGUGUUACACAACAAAAAUCAGUCGUUCGCAACUAUACUUUUCCAUCCAUCCAUCCACGUUUUAUAUUUUCUCAUUCAUAGCAAAAAAAAAAGAAGCGAAGAAGGAAAAAGGCCUCCAGAAAAAGACAUAAAAUCUUUUUCUUUUUGCUUUUUGCAAAAGAAAAGGGAGAGAGAAGAAAAGAGUGGAUCAGAGUUCAAACUAGAGUAGAGUUAGUUUUAAAAUUGUCUUUUUUUCCCGCUGACGCUUAGUUGGCAAUUUAGUGUCGGGUUACUAAGUUAAUAGGUCUGAGACUAUAAUUUCAAGAGCAUUCAAUGGGGUAAUUGAAAUUUUUUGAUCUGGGCUCAUUUUUUGUGUGCUUAUGCUAGACAGACGUCUCUUUGUCUGUUUCAUUUCAAUUUAUUCUUAUCUGGAAAGAAUUAAAAAUUGAAAGUGAAACUUAUAUUUGACAGCUUGAAGAAUGCAAUAUCUUAGACAGUUUUUUUGAAUUUUUAGUGCAAGAGAAUCUUAUUUUGUAAUUGUGGAUAUGAUAAUUACGAUUCUGAAAUGAACGAUUUCUAAAAGCAGCGAGCUAUUUUCAAACUUGGUCGUGGGCCUAUUUUCCAUCAAAAAUUAUCAAUCAAUCAAUUUCUGAUUAUUUUUAUGAUCGCCUCAAUGAUUCAAUUUCCGGUGCGUGGGCAAACAUUUUAGAACAGGCCCACACCUGGGCUAAUGUCACGGUUUUUAAAUUCUCAGAGAUCAUAAGUCUAAAGUAGCCGCGCCUGAAUAACCUGGUUUAUGACCAACGCAUUGAGAUCCAAUCUGGCAAGCCGCGUCUUGAGAGCUUCAAUGCCAAGCACCCAAACCUAGAUAGCCUAGUUCUCCAGCAGCCGCGCUUAGAGAUUCUGAUUUUUCAGAACAUGAGCCGAGAAGGCCAAGUUUCUACGGGCCAAAUUGAAAGAACAGUUUUGAAAUGAUCGAUCGAAAUUUUUUCUAGUAACUUUGAAAUGAAAAUACGAGUUCUGAACACAGAGUCAGUUUGCCUAAAUUUCGAUGAAUCUGAAAUCUAAUCUCAUGCAAUCCGAUUCGAAAAUUGCAUCACCAUAUUUCCUCUCCCAUGUCAAUUGCAAAAGCAUAUAAGCGAAUCCCGUUGUGUUUGUUAAAUGGCCAAAAAACAUUUUUCUAUUUUUUUUCUGUUGGCGUCGGACGUGCAAUUGCAGCAGGCGCAGUUAUUCGCGAAUCUCUCUCUCCCUCUUUCUUUUUCUCUCUUUCUUCCUAGAUUUCUCUUUCAUUUUUUUCCACAUUUUUGUUGUUCGUCGUUUUUUUCUCGUUUUGCAGCCAGCCAGCCAGCAAGCAACAUCAACAAAAUUGCGAGAGAGAGGGUGUCUCGUGACUUUCUCUAUCUCCAUCUCUCUCUCUCUCUCUUAGUUUUUAUGUAGAUCACACUACAUACAUGUUUUUUGUUGUUCUCUGCGAGUAGAAGAAGAGGGAGAAGCUGAAGCUGAAGCUUGCUUGCCUUUUUCAUCUAUGCGCACCGAAACAUGCGAGACGAUUUUUGCUCACUUGAAUACUUUUUUUUCGUUGUCUCUUUGCUUUUGUCGUCGUAGUCUAACGAGGUGCAAAUUAUUGUGUGUUCAAAAGCAGUCUGAUUGGCUAUAUUAUUUUGAAUCGAAUUGUAAUUUCAUUUAUUUUUGCGAUAGAUCUUUGUCAAGCUUUUUUUCUUGGUCAAAUCAAUUGGUGCUAAUUUUGAUUACGAGUACUAGUUUUCUACGAAUUAACCUAAUGAGCUUUUUUUAGAGAGAGAGUUGAAACAAGUUUGUUUACAAACUUUUGAAAUUUCCUAGGAAUUGUUUUGAAUUUGUUGCGAGUUUUUUUUUUUGAGAAUAAAUUCAAUAGUUUCUGAAUUUAACAUUUUUCAAAAUGACAUUUUUGCAUAGCCACAACGGUCAGAUUAAUCAGACGUAACUUCAUCGGGCCAGGCCAAAUUUCUUGAUCCGGGAUUCUAAAUUUCCUACGCUCUUUUUUUGAACUCCCCCCAGAUUGUUCCUGUCUAAAAAUAUGCACGUAUCAGACCACUUCAGACGUCCUUGUUUAUUCCAAAACACACAAGAGACCACCCAUCUAGACUUUUCAAGAACUACACACGAAUAUAUUCCUCCGUAGAUCAAAAAACCACCAUAGACUUUCUCCACUCACAAACACAACAAAUAAAGUACACUUUUUUUCGGUCGGCGAUUUGCCUCAAGUCUCUCCUUAUUAUUAUUAUUAUUUCCCGUUUCGUUUCCUUCGCUUUUUUUCCAAACCACCAAUAAACCGCAUUUUAUGUCCUUUUGCUGUUCGCGUAAACAAAAAAGCAGCGAAAAAAUGCCUCGCGCACUUUUUGUCGCUUCGUCAUCUCUAUGUCUCUCAUUUCCACGUGAUCUCUCAACGAUUUGCACUUUUUUCGUUCAACAUCAAUCAACAAAAAGGUAUUUGUCAAUGAUGAACAUUUUUCAACAAUGGUGGUCUCUCGUUCUCUUUUCUCUUCUUCUUCUUCUUUGUUAUUAUUCUUCUAGUUUUGCAAUUUUUUUUGGUCUGUUCUGUUCGUUUUCGAUUCAUUCGGUCUUUUUUUUUUCAUUUUUUGGUUCUUUUUUUUGUUGUCUGGAAAAUCAAGUUUUUCCACCACUAACUUUCGCCGUCUUCAAUUUAUUGACUGAUUCCAAUCCAUGUGUCAGCUGAUAUCUUUUUCGGCGAAGACAACAAAAAGGUCAGUCAUCGCGAGACAAAACUGAUGCAAACGUUUUUUUUUGUGGAAAUCAAAAAAUCAUACAUACAAGUGCAUUUUGAAGUUGUUUUUGUUAUUUUUGAGGUUGACAUGAUGACUGAAACAAGUUUCUUUGCUGACUGACUGAGUGAUGUCAUUUGUUUUUACAAGGAUUUUUUUUUUUGAAAAAGAAGUUCAGUCAGCGAUUUUUUGUAGUCGAGAAUUUUUGACCCUAGACGUUUCGGAGCCUUUUCUUAUCAUUUGCUCAUUUUCUUGGUAAUGUUUUUGAAAUGAAAACUGUUCCUAAAAACAUUCAGACAUUUUUUUGUUAGGACCUAACUUUCGAAAAAUUUUUUGGCUUCUUUCAGAAGUUUGGUAUCUGAUUUUAAAACAUGAUCCAAUUCUGAAUUUUUAAAAAAUUGAAUCUGGGUUAUUCUGAUUUUUUCAUAGGGCUACCCUGAAAAUGAACCAGAGAUAUUGAAAAUUUAGUCUCCUACUAACCUCUGGCCCAAUUUCGAUUUUCCCAAAGAGUGGUCUUGCAAAAUCUUGAUCUGUUUUCAUUUAUUUUUAUCAUCCCCCUCUCCGAUCAAAGUGAUUCAUAACAAUAAAAUGAAUCAGUCUCAUCUGUUUUUCCUCGUCUUCUAUUUUUUUGCCACGCCUCUCGAACUUUGUCUUGUUUUUCUCAUCAAAAAAUUCAUUCAUUAAAUGAUAGAUAGAAGGUCAAAGUUUACGAAAACAUCAGAAAGCACACCUUCUUGUUCUAGUUCCUUGUUGAAAUCGAAUCGUAUCGACACAAAAACAAGCAACUUAAAUGUCUAUCGUUCUCAAUCAUAAUUGUCUGUUGCUCUUUCUGCUGCAAAACUCCGUCCGGGGUCUCCCUUUUUUCCUCUCUUCAUUUUUUCUGCUUUUUGUAUCUAUAGAUGGUGUUCAAAUUUGCCCUCUUUAUAAAAUAAUAUGUUUUUUCUACACACACGCACACAUACAUUUUGAUAGAUAAUAAUAGAUAACGUGAUAUUCAUUAUGAUUUUUUCUACACUUUUUUUGUGGUUGAGUGGGAGGACAAAAAGAACUGUGAUAAUUUCAUUUCUUUUUGUUUUCAGCCAACUUCGUACACCGCGAAGUGCAUUUCAUCAUUUCAAGCCGAAGCUUGCCAAUUCGCCACUUUCGUCCAAUUUAACACAAGUCGGCGGAAUACCGUACACACCGCCGCCAAUCCUGGCGCCAAUGAGAAACGGUUCUGGACUUUUUUGCUCGAUCGCCAAGAACAUCAAGACCGAGGUUAGUUUUUUUCCCCAUUUUUUUUUGGAAUUUUUAGCUCCAAUAUCAAUUCAAAAAAAAUCUUCAAUAUUUAAAUUCAGAUCACCAAUGUGCCAAGUUGUAGUAGCCUUGAUGAAAACAACAAAAUGAUUUUGGCAAAUGAAAAGAAAAGAAGUGAAGAUGGAGAUGGACCAUCGAGAAAAAAUGGAUUCUAUAUUAAGCAAAUGAAUCAAGUAAGUUCUGCAAAAUUUUUUUGUACCGGCCAUUUUUGAUAAGAAGCCCAUAUUUUUUGCACAUUUUUUGUUUGAGUGAUAAGGAAAAGAAUAUGUAACGACGAAGUAAACAAGUCGGUAGACGGGUUGAUUAAAAAUCAAAAAAACAACACUCGAGACGAGAAAAAAUCCAGUUUUUAUAGUAGUCAUUUUAAAUUCACAUUUUCAGCCAAGUUUUGCCGACGAACUUGAACAAUUACGCAAAGAAUCAGGCGCAUCAACAUCAUCUUCACAAGGCGAAGAACGACAGAAUUUGUUGAUUCAAAAUCAACAAAACAUGAAUCCACGUGACAGUAAUCAUUUAUCGAUUCCACAACGAAAACAAUCUGUGGAUCCAUCGGAGAUUUUGAGAAAAGCUUCAUGUUUGUCAGAGUGCUACUAUGAUUUUCAACCGGAAAAUGGUGGACCACAUAUUUCUGAUCCAAAUCCGUAAGUUUUUAUUUUAUUUUCCAUUACAAAUCUUUAAUUAGUACCAUUUUAGACACAUAAAUAUUGGACGAGAAUAUCAAGCACGAGUUCGGAAAUGGAAUGAUCGAGAAGUUCAUGACAGUGAAUUAGAAGCAAUUGAAGAUCGAGAUGAAUGUGUUUUCAAUUGUGAUGUUCUUAAUGACAUUGACCCUGAUCAAAUCACCGCAUUCGAACUUCUUGCAAAUAGUCAGGCUUGUAGAAAAGCUGGAUCUAAUAAAGAAUUUGCGAUUCAUCUUUUGAUGGAAAAUAAUGGAAAUAUUGAAGCUGCUGUUGAAGAUCUUCUACGAUGUGAUACUCUCGAUUGGCGACAAUAUCCAAGUAUUUUGAAUCAUCUUUAUAAUGAUUGUGCAAUGUGGACACCGGAUGAAGUAUUCGCAUUUCAAGAUGCUAUUUAUAAAUCGGAGAAAGAUUUUUAUGUUGUUGCCAAUGAGUUGCCUGGAAAAACAGUUCGUGAAUGUGUUCAGUUUUAUUAUACUUGGAAAAAGGUGUGUCCAGAUGAUUAUCGAAAAUUGAGAAAUUUGCGAAGAAAACGACAAUUAUUGGAGAUUAACAUGAAAAUGGAAGAUGUUCCAAUUCCAAUGAAAAAGUGUAGUUUGCAAGAAUCAAUUGAAUCCGAUGUUGAAUCGGUUGCUACUGAUGGAUCUGGUGCUAUGGAUACUUCUGCCGCCCCACAACCAUUCAGAGAUCGAGCUUUUACAUCACCAAUUAUGAGUUCACCAAGAGAUACACCUUUGGUUGGAUUAUCACCAAUUGCAGCGAAAGAUUUGUUUGGUGGAAUUCAGAAGAAUUAUCAGCCAACUGCACCAAGACAUCAUCAUACACCAUCAACAACAACAAAAAAAGGAGCACAACCAAGUGCUGAUGGUUUCUUCCAUUGUCGAUUAUGUGAUAAAUGUUUCGAAAAAGUCAAAUCACUCAACGCUCAUAUGAAAUCGCAUGCAAUGAAAGCAAGAGCUGAACAAGAAGCAAAAUCACAUGAAGCACAACUUGCUGCAACUGCGGCUGUUCAACUUGUCAACAGCACACCAUCUCCGCUGAAUCCAUUUGCCAAUAAUAAUUUGGGCAUCUCAAUUCCAUCAACACUCGGAAGUUUGACACCGCAGCAAUUGACUCCUCAACAAUUGAAUUUGAAUCUGCAAAUACAGUCGCAGUUGAACUCGUUGAGUUCACAAUUCAAUUCGCAACUCAAUUCACCGCUGACACCGCAGCAACAAUUACAAAUUACACAACAGCAAUUGAUGGCAAGAAUGCAGCAGGUACAGUAUUUUUUUCAAUUUCUAGAAGCUUGAGAAUAAUUAUAAUUUUUUCAGAAUUUGUUUGCUGCUUCUCCAGUAACUGGAAAUGCAGGUGCAACAGCUGCUGCUGCAUUGUCUGGAAUUGCCCAACCGCAUGCCCAGCAUCCCCUUCUUCAAGCAGGUCUACAUUCUAUCCACUAG